Messenger RNA from Hippopotamus amphibius kiboko, 3957 nucleotides. It is a transcript of the gene ADAMTS3, whose product is annotated as ADAM metallopeptidase with thrombospondin type 1 motif 3. The record is from RefSeq and is a predicted model, not a curated record. Gene Ontology annotation, cellular component: extracellular matrix. Gene Ontology annotation, molecular function: metalloendopeptidase activity. The transcript is spliced from 23 exons. Lineage: Eukaryota; Metazoa; Chordata; Mammalia; Artiodactyla; Hippopotamidae. Gene Ontology annotation, biological process: proteolysis; extracellular matrix organization. The coding region runs from base 121 to 3729 and encodes 1202 amino acids.
ACGACCUGGAGGUUCCAAGGCCCUCUCUCCGGGAGAGCCCUGAAGGAAAUUUAUUUUGGGGGGGUGGUUUGCUCUGGGCAUUCGCUGUGCCCAGUAGUUGAAAAGUGAACUCGACGCGUGAUGGUUCUCCUGUCACUUUGGUUGAUAGCAGCCGCUCUGGUAGAGGUUAGGACUUCAGCUGAUGGACAAGCUGGUAAUGAAGAAAUGGUGCAAAUAGAUUUACCAGUAAAGAGACAGAGAGAGUAUGAGCUGGUGACUCCAGUCAGCACAAAUUUUGAAGGACACUAUCUCUCCCAUAUUCUUUCUGCAAAUCACAAAAAGAGGGCAACGAGGGACGUGUCUGCCAACUCUGAGCAAUUGUUCUUUAACGUCACAGCAUUUGGAAGAGAUUUUCACCUGCGACUAAAGCCCAACACUCAGCUAGUAGCCCCUGGCGCUGUUGUGGAAUGGCAUGAGACGUCUCUGGUGCCUGGGAAUAGAACCGGCCCCAUUAAUGAUCAUCAACCAGGAAGUGCUUCAGAAAGAAUCUGGAAAACAGAGCCUUUGCAGACUAACUGUGCUUAUGUUGGUGACAUCAUGGACAUUCCAGGAACCUCUGUUGCCAUUAGCAACUGUGAUGGUCUGGCUGGAAUGAUAAAAAGUGACAAUGAUGAGUAUUUCAUAGAACCCUUGGAAAGAGGUAAGCAGAUGGAGGAAGAAAAGGGAAGGAUUCAUGUUGUCUACAAGAGAUCAGCGGUAGAACGGGCUCCCAUAGACAUGUCCCAAGACUUCCACUACAGAGAACCGGAACUGGAAGGCCUUGAUGAUCUAGGUACUGUUUACAGCAGCGUUGACCAGCAACUAAAUGAAACCAUGAGGCGCCGCAGACACGCGGGAGAAAAUGACUACAACAUCGAGGUACUGCUGGGAGUGGAUGACUCUGUGGUCCGUUUCCACGGCAAAGAGCACGUCCAAAACUACCUCCUCACCCUGAUGAACAUUGUGAAUGAAAUUUACCAUGAUGAGUCCCUGGGAGUGCAUAUAAAUGUGGUCCUGGUGCGCAUGAUAAUGCUGGGUUAUGCAAAGUCCAUCAGCCUCAUAGAAAGGGGAAACCCAUCCAGGAGCUUGGAGAACGUGUGUCGCUGGGCUUGCCAACAACAAAAAUCUGAUCCCAAUCACUCUGAACACCAUGAUCAUGCAAUUUUCUUAACCAGGCAAGACUUUGGACCUGCAGGAAUGCAAGGAUAUGCUCCAGUCACAGGCAUGUGUCAUCCAGUGAGAAGUUGUACCCUGAAUCAUGAGGAUGGUUUUUCAUCUGCUUUUGUAGUAGCCCAUGAAACUGGCCAUGUGUUGGGAAUGGAGCAUGAUGGACAAGGCAACAGGUGUGGUGAUGAGACUGCGAUGGGAAGUGUCAUGGCUCCUUUGGUGCAAGCAGCGUUUCAUCGUUACCACUGGUCCCGAUGCAGUGGCCAAGAACUGAAAAGAUACAUUCAUUCCUAUGACUGUCUCCUUGAUGACCCUUUUGAACAUGACUGGCCCAAACUCCCAGAACUUCCUGGAAUCAAUUAUUCUAUGGAUGAGCAAUGCCGUUUUGACUUUGGGGUUGGUUACAAAAUGUGCACUGCGUUCCGAACCUUUGACCCAUGUAAACAGCUUUGGUGCAGCCAUCCUGAUAAUCCCUACUUUUGUAAGACUAAAAAAGGACCCCCACUUGAUGGGACCGAAUGUGCUGCUGGAAAAUGGUGCUAUAAGGGUCAUUGCAUGUGGAAGAAUGCUAACCAGCAAAAACAAGAUGGCAACUGGGGAUCGUGGACCAAAUUUGGCUCCUGUUCCCGGACAUGUGGGACCGGUGUUCGCUUCAGAACACGCCAGUGCAAUAAUCCAAUGCCCAUCAAUGGUGGUCAGGAUUGUCCUGGUGUUAACUUUGAGUACCAGCUUUGUAAUACAGAAGAAUGCCAAAAACAUUUUGAGGACUUCAGAGCCCAGCAGUGCCAGCAGCGUAACUCCCACUUUGAAUACCAGAACACCAAACACCACUGGCUGCCAUAUGAACAUCCCGACUCCAAGAAAAGAUGCCACCUUUACUGUCAAUCCAAAGAGACUGGAGAUGUUGCUUACAUGAAACAACUGGUGCACGAUGGAACGCGCUGCUCUUACAAAGACCCGUACAGCAUCUGUGUGCGCGGAGAGUGUGUGAAAGUGGGCUGUGAUAAAGAAAUCGGUUCUAACAAGGUUGAGGAUAAGUGUGGUGUCUGUGGAGGAGAUAAUUCCCAUUGUCGAACCGUAAAGGGGACAUUUACCAGAACACCCAGGAAGCUUGGGUACCUUAAGAUGUUUGAUAUACCCCCUGGUGCUAGACAUGUGUUAAUCCAAGAAGACGAGGCUUCUCCUCAUAUUCUUGCAAUUAAGAAUCAGGCUACAGGCCACUAUAUUUUAAAUGGCAAAGGGGAGGAAGCCAAGUCGAAGACCUUCAUAGAUCUUGGCGUGGAAUGGGAUUAUAACAUUGAAGAUGACAUUGAAACUCUUCACACCGAUGGACCUCUACAUGAUCCUGUUAUUGUUUUGAUUAUACCUCAGGAGAACGAUACCCGCUCUAGCCUGACAUAUAAAUACAUCAUCCAUGAGGACUCUGCACCUACAAUCAACAACAACAAUGUCAUCCAGGAAGAAUUAGAUACUUUUGAGUGGGCAUUGAAGAGCUGGUCUCAGUGUUCCAAACCCUGUGGUGGAGGUUUCCAGUACACUAAAUAUGGAUGCCGUAGGAAAAGUGAUAAUAAAAUGGUUCAUCGCAGCUUCUGUGAGGCCAACAAAAAACCAAAACCUAUUAGAAGAAUGUGCAAUAUUCAAGAGUGCACACAUCCCCUCUGGGCCGCGGAAGAGUGGGAGCACUGCACCAAAACCUGCGGCAGUUCCGGCUACCAGCUCCGCACGGUGCGCUGCCUCCAGCCGCUCCACGACGGCACCAACCGCUCCGUGCACAGCAAGUACUGCGUGGGUGACCGUCCUGAGAGCCGCCGGCCUUGUAACAGAGUGCCCUGCCCGGCCCAGUGGAAAACGGGGCCCUGGAAUGAGUGUUCAGUAACCUGCGGUGAAGGGACAGAGGUGAGACAGGUCCUCUGCAGGGCUGGUGACCACUGUGACGGUGAAAAGCCUGAGUCUGUCCGAGCUUGUCAGCUGCCUCCUUGUAAUGAUGAGCCAUGUUUGGGAGAUAAGUCCAUAUUCUGUCAAAUGGAGGUGCUGGCGCGAUAUUGCUCCAUACCAGGUUAUAACAAGUUAUGUUGUGAGUCAUGUAGCAAGCGCAGUAGCACCCUGCCACCACCAUACAUUCCGGAAGCUGCUGAAACUCAUGAUGAUGCUAUCUUUAACUCCAGUGACCUCCCUCGAUCUCUAGUGAUGCCUACAUCUUUGGUUCCUUACUAUGCAGAGACUCCUGCUGAGAAGAAGAAAUCUUUGAGCAGGAUCUCUUCUGUAGGAGGUCCAAAUGCACAUGCUGCUUUCAGGCCAAACAGUAAAUCCAGUGGUGCUAACUUACCCCAAAGGAGAGCUCAGCCAGCAGAAAAUAAGACUCUGAGACUGGUCUCCCCCACCACCAAGAGUGGCCACCUCACUUCAUCUCCACAAAUGGCUGCUGCCUCCUUCCUGGCAGCCAGUGAUUCCAUAGGUGCUUCUUCUCAGGCAAGAACCUCAAAGAAAGAUGAAAAGAUUAUUGACAAGAGACGUCUGCUAAGAUCAUCCACUUUGGAAAGAUGAGAAAGUGAAGCCAAAAGGCUAGACGUCCGUGGAAAAUCUGGACAAGUUCCCUCUCCCCGUGGUGCAUACAGCUCUUUUAAAGUGGAAAUCUCCAUAAAUCGUCAACUCAUUUUAUCUGUAAGUGGAAGAACAAAAAGUGCUGGUUCACUUUCUAGUUGCUUUCAUCCUCCUUUUGUUCUGCAUUGACUCAUUUACCAGAAUUCGUUGGAAGAAAGCACCAAAGAUUAU